Molecule: messenger RNA, 1757 nt
Organism: Pseudo-nitzschia multistriata
Lineage: Eukaryota; Bacillariophyta; Bacillariophyceae; Bacillariales; Bacillariaceae
Source: the annotation of a GenBank genome assembly
CGAAGCAUCAUCGAAAGGGAAUGAAAACCUGUGCCUCUGCAUCGCAAGUUGAGGAUCCCUAACUACCGCAGCUAUUCGAAACMGCAUCCAAAGCCACUAAUCCAAUCCAAUCCAAGGCAAAGGAAAACAAAACACAAACACAAACACCCAACACAACACAACACCAAUCGCAAACAAGCAUGGGGCUGAUGGUGUCCCUGAUGGCCAAGGCCGUCGCCACCGGCGCGGCGGCCGGAUUUGCCUCCCACAAGCUGGUGGAAGGGCUCUCCCCCGGGCUGCCCCCCCCGGCGAGGGCAGCCCUCGCCCUCUUGUCCUCCCUGGCCGGAACGGCCGGCUACCUGCGGGCCUGGAUCCAGGACUACUGGGUGGACCGAAGCUACCGCGGGGACAAGGACCUCACCGGCACGACCGCGGUGGUGACCGGCGGAACGGUGGGGGGCCUGGGCUUUGCCGCGGCGGAGCUCCUCUACGAGCUGGGCGCCACGGUGGUGGUGACGGUCCGGACCGCCGAAAAGGGAAGGGCCGCGGUGGAGGGGCUGCAGGGGAAGGCUUGCGACACCGAAACGGAARGCAGGGCCUYUUACGUCCUGUGCGAUUUCCUGUCCGAGGACUCGGUGAGGGCCUGCGCUGCCGAGCUAAGGGCCAAGUGCGGAGGGGGGGGGAUCGACUUUUUGGUCCUCAACGCCGGGAUCAGCGGCGGCGGGACCGGAGGAUCCCCMCAAGCCAAGCCAGAGGCCGAGCGCGACGCCGACGCCGCCAGGGUCUGGAUGACCAACCACGUCGGCCCCUUUGUCUUUGCCAACGAGCUCAUGCCGCUGCUGGUGCAAGCCGCGAGAAAGGACCCGGCUCGCCACUCCCCCCGCGCCGUCUGGGUCUCCUCGGGGGCGCACAAGAGGGCCUCCAUCGACUGGGAGGACCCCUUCCACCCGUCCUUUGCGGCGUCGGGRAUGAGGGUCUACGCCCAGUCCAAGCUCGCCAACAUACUGCACGCGAGGGAGUACCAGAAGCGCGUCCGGGAGUGCCUCAACGAGGGAAGCAAGAAGGAAGGCGGCCCCGACGUCAGGUGCUUUGCCCUCACGCCGGGGGCCGUKUGGACGGGAAUCCUGGGCGCAACCAACCGUCCCCUGCUCUACCCGCUCCUCUGGGCCACCAUGCGGACGCCGAGGACCGGCGCCCAGGUGAUCAAGAUGGCCUGCCUCGACGAGGGCCUGGAGGGGGGGGAGUACCUCUCCAACUGCUACGCGAAGGAMACCGAGGGCAAGAACGGCUGCUCCAACGACGAGGCCCAGUGGAAGAAGCUCUGGGAGCUGACGGARGGCCAGGUCGCCGCGAAGGCCUACGCGGACCCCUCGUUUUUCGGCGCCCGCGAGAAGUCGGAGUGAGCGACGCGCAGUGCGUUGCGUUGCCGUGCGGUGCUGUGCGGUGCACGCGCCAGCGUACACGAAACGGGCUGGGACGCCGGGAACAACAGUAGGUAGUACGACUACGGUGACAGAACCAAGCGAGUGACACGACGACAAACGCACGGAAAAGAGGAAGGACCUUCCUUGGAAACGAUGUAUUGUUCUAUUUCAAGCAGUAAUUAGGAUUUUUUAAAAGUUUUGAAAUGCAUACAUACCAAUUGGAUUGCUGUAAUUAUGAAUCGUUUCGGUGUUGCAGACGAACAUAUAUAAUGAUACUAUUGGUUGUUCUGUCGAUAGUAGAACUUGCACUUAGGAAUGCAGCGCGCGGAAACACCAUAAACAAAAGCUUGAUUU